GCGCUUCAUGCCACUUUGGACGGGAUCUUUGCCUGCUUUAUCCUCUACUUAGCCGUUGCUACUACGACUGACCGACUACUCUUGCAAGGGAGGAGCAGCCGAGAGGAAGCUUGCUUGGAUAGCUAGGAAGAGCAGUUCGGAUUUCGAGCACGCCUCUUCUCUCAUCAGGCAUACAUCAGUCAGUGGCUGGGUUCUCCUUCUUGCUUUGCUUCGCUUCGCCACCUUGCUGCUGAUCGCUGCUGUGGUAACAUUAUAAGGCGCCGUGCAGGCAGCGUGCAGGGGGCCGCCCGCUCCGGUCCUGCCAGCGACCGCCUUGUCGGGUAACCAACUCGUCGCCAGCCGCUCACAUGCUGGAGGUCCUGGAGAUGACGCCGCCUCCGCCGCCGCCGCCGCAGCCGCGCCGCCACCAGCCCAGGGGAGGAGGGAGGAAGCAGCCGCUGCAGAGCAGCGUCGCGCAGCCCAAGGCGGAGGCCCCACAGCAACCGCCGCCCGACGGAGGCAAGAGGUGCGCCGGGAAGCGGCGCGGCGGGCGCGGGCGCGCCAGGCCCGCGGAGGGGCCGCGGCCGGCGCCAGGGCCUGCGGUCGAGCCGGCCACGCGCGCCGUCAUUGGGCCGCCCGUGCCCAGCAAGGGGCUGUCCUUCUGCCGGCGGCCCGGGUUCGGGACCGUGGGCGCGCGCUGCGUCGUCAAGGCCAACCACUUCCUCGCCGAGAUUCCCGACAAGGACCUCACCCAGUACGACGUCAAGAUCACGCCGGAGGUGACCUCCCGGUGCGUGAACCGGGCCAUCAUCGCCGAGCUGGUGCGCCUCUACCGGGAGUCCGACCUCGGAAUGCGCCUCCCGGCCUACGACGGCCGCAAGAGCCUCUACACCGCGGGCGCCCUCCCGUUCGACGCGCGCGAGUUCGUCGUGCGCCUCACGGACGAGGACAGCGGCACCGGCGUCCCCCCACGCGAGAGGGAGUACAGGGUCGUCAUCAAGUUCGCCGCGCGCGCCGACCUCCACCACCUCCGGCAGUUCAUCGCCGGCCGGCAGGCCGACGCGCCGCAGGAGGCCGUCCAGGUCCUCGACAUCGUCCUCCGGGAGCUCGCCAGCCAGAGGUACGUGGCGAUAGGGCGGUCGUUCUACUCGCCGGACAUAAGGAGGCCGCAGCGGCUCGGCGACGGCCUGCAGUCGUGGUGCGGGUUCUACCAGAGCCUCCGGCCGACACAGAUGGGGCUGUCGCUCAACAUCGAUAUGUCGUCCACCGCGUUCAUCGAGGCGCUGCCGGUGAUCGACUUCGUGGCCCAGAUACUGGGGAAGGAUGUCAUGUCAAGGCCAUUGUCCGAUGCAAACAGAAUUAAGAUCAAGAAAGCGUUGCGGGGCGUCAAAGUCGAAGUUACUCACCGGGAAAAUGUAAGGCGGAAGUACCGCAUUUCGGGGGUGACAGCACAACCAACUCAUGAACUCAUUUUCCCAAUUGACGAUCAAAUGAAUAUGAAGUCUGUCGUAGAGUAUUUCAAGGAAAUGUACGGGUUUACCAUUCAGCAAUCACAUCUUCCUUGUCUUAUGGUUGGAAACCAAAAGAAGGCAAACUAUCUACCAAUGGAGGCCUGCAAGAUUGUUGAGGGUCAGAGAUACACAAAGAGGUUGAAUGAAAAGCAGAUCACAUCACUGCUAAAGGUUACAUGCCAAAGGCCUAGAGAAAAGGAAAUGGAUAUUCUACAGACAGUUCAUCAAAAUGGAUAUGACCAAGAUCCUUACGCAAAGGAAUUUGGGAUCAACAUAAGUGAGAAGCUAACAUCCGUUGAAGCGCGCGUCCUUCCUGCACCUUGGCUGAAAUAUCAUGAUGCUGGAAAGGAAAAGGAGUGCCUGCCACAGGUUGGUCAAUGGAACAUGGUGAACAAGAAAGUGAUCAAUGGGGGCAAGGUAAGCCACUGGGCUUGUAUAAACUUCUCAAGGAGUGUUCAAGAAACAACUGCACGCGGAUUCUGCCAAGAGUUGGCACAAAUGUGUCAAAUUUCGGGCAUGGAAUUCAACAGUGAACCUGUGCUUCCAAUAUAUUCAGCUAGACCAGAUCAAGUAGCGAAGGCACUAAAGCAUGUGUAUAAUGUAGCACUACACAAACUCAAGGGUAAAGAACUUGAGCUUCUUUUGGCCAUCCUACCAGACAAUAAUGGAGCUUUAUAUGGUGACAUCAAACGUAUCUGUGAAACCGAUUUGGGCUUGAUAUCUCAAUGUUGCUUAACGAAACAUGUUUUUAAGAUCAGCAAGCAGUAUUUGGCAAAUGUCUCGCUUAAAAUCAAUGUUAAGAUGGGAGGAAGGAACACCGUGCUCGUGGAUGCGCUAAGUUGGAGGAUUCCGUUGGUCAGUGACAUACCAACUAUUAUAUUUGGCGCAGAUGUAACACAUCCUGAAACCGGGGAGGACUCUAGUCCAUCCAUUGCUGCAGUUGUGGCUUCUCAAGAUUGGCCGGAAGUUACAAAAUAUGCUGGAUUGGUGUGUGCACAGGCACACCGACAAGAGCUCAUUCAGGACCUUUACAAAACAUGGCAUGACCCUCAGAGAGGCACAGUAACAGGAGGCAUGGUCAGGGAACUCUUAAUAUCCUUCAGGAAGGCCACGGGACAGAAACCACAGAGGAUAAUUUUCUAUCGGGAUGGCGUUAGUGAAGGCCAAUUCUACCAAGUUCUCCUUUAUGAGUUGGAUGCUAUCCGUAAGGCUUGUGCGUCCCUAGAACCAAAUUACCAACCUCCUGUAACGUUUGUGGUGGUUCAAAAGCGUCACCAUACAAGACUGUUUGCAAACAAUCACAAAGACAGAAGUAGUAUGGACAAAAGUGGAAAUAUUUUGCCUGGAACUGUUGUUGAUUCGAAGAUAUGCCACCCAACGGAGUUUGAUUUCUACCUCUGUAGUCACGCUGGAAUCCAGGGAACAAGUAGGCCAGCUCACUACCAUGUCCUCUGGGAUGAGAACAACUUCUCAGCAGACGAAAUGCAGACGUUGACAAACAACCUUUGCUACACUUACGCACGCUGCACGCGCUCUGUUUCCGUCGUCCCACCUGCAUAUUACGCGCAUCUGGCUGCGUUCCGGGCGCGGUUCUACAUGGAGCCGGAGCUGUCGGAGAACCACACGUCGAAGAGUUCCAGUGGCACGAAUGGUACCUCCGUGAAGCCUUUGCCCGCUGUGAAAGAGAAGGUGAAGAGGGUGAUGUUCUACUGUUGACAAAGGGACUAGUUUUAACUACUCACAGUUAUGUGCCUAACACUGUAGAAUUUAGCAGUAGAUGUUAGGUUAGCUUUCUCCCGGAAAGGAAAAGAAGAGAAGAUCAUUUCUGCAUUUUGGACCCUGAACAAUCUCUCGACUACCUCUGUAAAGUACUCUGAAAGCAUGUAUAAUAGUAGUUCUUGCUUGGGUCA
This is a messenger RNA of Aegilops tauschii subsp. strangulata, 3400 nucleotides long. RefSeq names its product protein argonaute PNH1. The record is from RefSeq and is a predicted model, not a curated record. Gene Ontology annotation, molecular function: RNA binding; protein binding. Lineage: Eukaryota; Viridiplantae; Streptophyta; Magnoliopsida; Poales; Poaceae.